GUUAUGAAGAACUCGCUGACUAGGAGGAGACAAAAAUCAGGGAUGGUGCUGGCCACCGAAGAACCUUCAGCUGCGGUUGAGUUGGGGUUCAAGAACUACCAGGAAAGAAGAUGAUGGCAGUGACAUAUACUUUCAGCAUCCAGUGGCACUUCUUGCUGCAAAGGCACAGGUCACUUUGAACUAGAUCAUGGGGACAAUGGUAAACAGAACUAGGAUUAAUUCUACCCAGGGAACCGAUGCAUUCUCAUCACUUGGAGUGUCCCAGUUUCAGGAGGCCAUCGGCAUUUUCUUCAUGGUCAUGCUGAGUGUCAUUGCCUUGGUUGCCAAUACAGCAGUCAUGGUAGUCAUUCUCAAGACACCUCUGCUGAGGAAGUUCAUCUUUGUCUGCCAUCUCUGCCUAGUAGAUCUGCUGUCCGCCAUUUUUGUAAUGCCACUGGGGAUCAUCUCCAGCUCCACUUGCUUCAACAGAGUUUUGUAUAGCAUCGCUGAAUGCCAGACAUUGAUCUUCCUGAAUGUUUGCUUUAUCAGUGCCUCCAUCCUCACCAUCUCCGUCAUCAGCAUUGAACGGUACUACUACAUCGUCCACCCCAUGAGAUAUGAAGUCAAAAUGACUACUGGGCUGGCAGUUACCGUUGUGGUUUUCAUCUGGGUUAAGUCCAUUCUUGUAGCUGCUUUGGCACUAGUGGGCUGGCCCCAGGAGAAUGGUGCCAGCAGUGCCAGCAAGUGUACUAUCUGCUGGAGCCCAGGAGCUCACAAGAAGAUCUUUGUGAUCAUCUUCAGCACUCUGUGCUUCAUAGUGCCCACCUUAAUCAUCUUUGCAGUCUAUGGGAGCAUCUACAAAGUGGCUCGGAUUGCAUCCUUGCAGCAUGCUCCUGUCCCGUCCUGGACAGCCACACCCAGACAAAGAUCAAACUCCAUUCACAGCCAAGUCACUAUCAUUACAACCAGGCAUGUGCCUCCCAGGCUGUCACCAGAACGCUUGUUUGGUGGGAAUAAAGCUGCCCUGACCUUGGUCCUGAUUGUAGGCCAGUUCCUCUGCUGCUGGCUUCCAUUCUUCUCCUUCCACCUUCACUGCUCCAUCAACUCUGCCUCCACCAUCCCUGGUUACAGUGAGAUUGUUGUGACCUGGCUUGCCUAUUCCUCCUUUGCUAUCAACCCUUUUUUCUAUGGGCUGCUGAACCGUCAAAUCAGGGAAGAACUGUCCAAGCUGGGACGACACUGCCUCAGCAAGCCCUUGAGCCAAGAGCUGUGCAUCUCCAGUCCGGAAGGGUCCAUCCACGAGAAUUUCUUCCAGUUCCUGCAGAGGACCAGUUGUACAACAGAGACCCGUUCCACGUAUGUUAAUUCCAGUCCUAGGAACACUUUGGACCAGACUGCAAUGGGAUUCAGAAUUCCAGGACAGAUACCAGAAGAAACCAACUGAGAAAAGGCCAAUGUUUUCAAAUCCCGUUCACAUCUCUUUCCAUCUGGCUUUCAGCUAAGAGGGGAAGAACAGAAGGCUCAAUGCACUGAAAGACCUGAGAGAGCCUCCUUUUAUUGCAGGGAUCUGCAGCUGAACAAUUGCUUUUCUCUCUGAGAAUAAAAUGUGAUGAAAUGGGCUGUUGUAACUGGUGGGAUCAGAGCCGGUUGUACCAUUGGGCAGCUAUCGGUAUCCACCUGGGGGAAGGGGGUGUACUGUGCAAGGAGAACAUCCUUAACAAUAGGAGACAGUAAUUGGAGUGUUGGCCUUUCCAAACCCUGUUCCCCGAAGUGCAUGUUGGUGUAAGCGCUAAAGUACUGUUAGCCCAAAGCCAGGGCCAAUAGUACUAUUUCUCCACAACCAUUUGAACAGGGCAGAUUUAGCUUAGAUAGCAAAGGUGGAGAUGUAUUUUUUAAGUAUUUUUUUUUAAUGUGAGCUCCAGUGCUAGAGAGCUAGGAUUGCUCAGCCUCCAAAGGUAGAUGGGAGUGGUGAGAAGCUUUAAAACUCUUGAAAAGGAUGGGAAAGGAGGGAUUUGUGGCAUUUAUCCUACACCUAUGAUAGCAGAGCAGCCUGUGCUGGCUGUGGCUGAUGGGAGCUGUAGUCCUAAACACCUAGAGGGUGCCUGAUUCUGGAGGGCUAUACUAAAGCACCCAUGAUCUGCAUUCGAUUUAUAACUACAAUAGUUUGGUUAGGAAGCUGAAAUUGUAUUUUUUCCAGCAACUCAGUGCUGUGUGCAGGGAAAAUUUGAUUUCCCCAAGAAUUCAGAAGUUAGGUGUGGAAAUGUUCAUUGGGUCACACUCAAUAAAUGGAUAACCUCUGUAUAUUCCCUAUGCAAGAUCAGCUCUCUCUGGAAUAUAAGGGCAGAAUCCAUUGCACUGGCGAAUGAGUGCUUGAAAGGGCUGCAUGUGAAGGGAUUUAUUUCAAUAUUGUCAAGGUGCACAGAGGUCUGUGUUGUUUUUAAUUUUUCAUCUGAGACUAGUUGUGAAUGGGAGCAAGGCAAUCUCUUUAGAGUUAAUUGUCCUGCUCUACAGAGAGAUUCUGCUGUUUUUGCCACAAAAGGAUUCAAACUCUGAUAGUAUAAUUCAAGUCUUCAAAGCCACUUUCUCUUCCCCGCUUGUUUGUAUUGUGGCAUAGACAGAAUGCCCCAAAUCACAGAUUAUUCUUGGCCUCCCCUAAAAAAGGAUGGAGAUAAAAGCUGUAGGCCUUCCCUUUUUGUUUUUAUUAAAUAUGCAUUCUCUGACAAGUCUUGUGCUACAAAUGUUAUAUUGGUUCUAAACCUACAUAGAAUGAGACUGAAGGCCCAUCUAGUCCAACAAUCAGUUCCCCACUGUGGCCAGAGGAUGCCUAUGGGAAGCCGGGAAGCCUGGCAUAGUGGCUAUGAUUUCUGUGAUGAAGGGGGAAAUGAAAGUU
Messenger RNA from Rhineura floridana, 2869 nucleotides. It is a transcript of the gene GPR62, whose product is annotated as G protein-coupled receptor 62. Gene Ontology annotation, biological process: G protein-coupled receptor signaling pathway. The coding region runs from base 188 to 1423 and encodes 411 amino acids. NCBI's taxonomy places the organism in Eukaryota, Metazoa, Chordata, Lepidosauria, Squamata, Rhineuridae. The transcript is spliced from 2 exons. Gene Ontology annotation, molecular function: G protein-coupled receptor activity. Gene Ontology annotation, cellular component: endosome; plasma membrane; signaling receptor complex. The record is from RefSeq and is a predicted model, not a curated record.